This is a messenger RNA of Funneliformis caledonium, 743 nucleotides long. The record is from the annotation of a GenBank genome assembly. Lineage: Eukaryota; Fungi; Glomeromycota; Glomeromycetes; Glomerales; Glomeraceae.
UCGCGGAUCACUUGCACGAAAAAUUCCCGUCAUAUAGCAACGGUAAAUUGUCCUUAUAUCGAUCGAUGCUCGUAAGCUCUAAUCAACUUUCAAAAUUUGCAUGUCAAUGGGGUUUGGAUAAAAUCGCAAACGUUGAUUUGACACUUGCAAAAAAAAAUCAUCGAAUCUUGGGUGAAGCUCUCGAGGCAUAUAUUGGUGCUUAUUAUUUGGAUUGUUGUCAAGUGAAUGGUAAGAACGGCGCUCAUAUGAAGAAACUGCACCAAGCCGCAAUCAAAGUUAUUAUUAAGGAAAUCAAAGCUGCUAAAGAUGUAAAUGACGCGCAAGACACCAAGAAAACAAAGUCUAAGAAAGAAAAAUUGAUUCCUGAAGCUGCUAAUAAUCAAUCCAAUCCAGUUUCUUUAAAAGUUGAAACUCCAAUCUCGAAAGCUGCUGACACUACAAAGCAACAAAUUCCCAUUACAUCAAAGGAUACACAAGAACAUACUCAACAACAAGUAAAGGUGAUAAAAAAAGCUAAAAAGAAACAACUGGAAUCGAAAACUAAAAACACAUUGACCUUUAAUGUAAAGAAAGAACAAAACAUUAAAAACCUUUCACAAGACCUAGUAGCUAAAGAUAUAUCGAAGGAGAUAGAAUCUAAACAUCAAAUGCUCAAAGAAUUAAAACGCCGGAAAAAGCAACAGGAGGAACUAAAAAAAUUAUCAAUUAAACAAUUAUUGACGCGUCUUAAAAGACUCGUUUGA